Schistocerca serialis cubense is the source of this 552-nucleotide messenger RNA. Its product is annotated as cell division protein ZipA-like. The record is from RefSeq and is a predicted model, not a curated record. The coding region runs from base 1 to 552 and encodes 183 amino acids. Lineage: Eukaryota; Metazoa; Arthropoda; Insecta; Orthoptera; Acrididae. The transcript has 3 exons.
AUGGAUAUUCAUGUUCUUCAAAGCCAGCCCGCCCAGAAGGUCGCGUUUAAAGACUCUUCCACGGUCCGUGUGGAUUUGGUCCGCGGCGGGUUCCAGCCGCGCCUUCCGACUUCGCUGCCGCCCCCAGGGCAGCAGCAGCAGCCGUCGCCGCUACCACGCCGACAGCCCGUCCCGUUGAUGCCUCCCGCGCAGCUUCAUCCGGGAGCGCCCCAGGUGGUCGCUCCGGCGCCUGCGGUCCCUCUUCAGUCGCCACCGCCUUCGGAGCUGAUGGACGUCGACCCCUCAGCCGGGCCGCCUUCCCAAGCGGUGGCUGUGCAGCCUGUCCUGCAGCCGCUUUCCUUGGGCACCCCCAAGGAUGCAGAAAAUGAAACUCUUAAUGAAAUUAAGAAACUGCAGGAGGAUGCAACAGAAGUUAAGGGUGUGCUAUUCAUGAAUGUAGAGGAGCAGAUUCAAGCUAUGAAAAGUGUAAGGAAAUUUGUUGAAAGUAUGAUUGAUGAAAUUGAGCAUCAGUUUGAUGAGAAGGCAAAACUGAUAACUAAGAGCAUAUUUUGA